AUGAAACGUACUCCUCCACCUACUCCUAACUCAGUUUCCGCACCUAAUAUCAGCACGCUGGAGUCAGAUUUACCUGCGCAACGGUCUCCAUAUGAAAGCGUAAAUAUAACUCAGAAGAGUUUUAAAAGACCGCGCGAUGAAUUUGGCGAACUAAAGGGGUACCUGCUCGACAUCAUAAUAGCAUCGAAACAAGAACAAAAUUAUAAGCUCAACACCUUGAUAAGUUCAGUCACCGAGAUUAAGGAACAAAAUAACGACAUACGGAAUUCAGUGGAAUUCGUAUCUGCAAGAUAUGACGAGAUUGCCACAAGAGAGUACAUAAAACAACUAGAAGCGAAGGUGGAGAAUUUGGAACGACAGUUAAAGUCCUCAUCUAUCGAGCUGCGUAAUAUCCCAAGCCAGAUAAACGAGACAAAGGAAGACUUAAUUAACAUUGUUAAGGCUGCGGGAACAGCGCUGGACCUCCACGUUGAGACCUCAACGAUCAAAGACGUGUACAGGGUUCAUGGAAAAACCAACAAUAAGACAAUAGUUGCCGAGCUCAAUAGUGUUGUGCUGAAGGAGAAUCUCAUUAAGGCUGUUAAAAACCACAACAAAAAAAACCCGGAGAAGAAAUUUUCAACUGCUAAUCUGAAAGUGGAGGGACCAUCAAUUCCAGUGUAUCUCUCGGAGAGUCUGCCUGCAAAAUCAAGGAAACUAUUUUACUUAGCCAGGAAUACAGCAUCGGCGAGUGGUUUUAAAUAUUGCUGGACACAUAACGGCAGGGUCUUCCUUCGUAAAACUGAUGGAUCGCCGCUGAUACGAGUGGAAUGUGAAGAAGAUAUCAAUUCUUUGGCUAUACAAUAA
Amyelois transitella is the source of this 846-nucleotide messenger RNA. RefSeq lists its product as uncharacterized. Lineage: Eukaryota; Metazoa; Arthropoda; Insecta; Lepidoptera; Pyralidae. The record is from RefSeq and is a predicted model, not a curated record. The transcript has a single exon. The coding region runs from base 1 to 846 and encodes 281 amino acids.